UCUUAACACAUCAGUGAAUUAGAAUUUAAUUCAAAUUAUUACUCCACUGCACACAAAUUGUAUUAUUCGUGUUUACUGUGGAAGAGUUUCGACAAAUUUUUAUGGAAAACAGUGAAAAUAUGAUGGGGAAAUAUGAGCCCAGGAAGCUUGUAACGAUUGAAUUCAAUUGCCAUUGAUCACUGAUCAAAAACCAGACAGAGGUGACUGAUUAAAUGUUAUCAAAAUGUUGCCAAAGCAGAGUACAAGUAGUGGAAUGGAUGAAGAUAAUCUGUCCAACGGUCACACAACCGAAUCGUCAGAACCAAAGACUUCCAGCGAUGCGGCGCAAUCUCUGGAAACCAGACAAGGAAUUGUUGAAAAUGGGACCGCAUCGAGCUCAGGCAAUGAGGACUCUACAGGGCAAUUUGCUGAAAACGUAGCUGAAAAUAAUGUUUCAAAAGUACCCGAAGCGGAAAGCGUGCGGGGUAAGAGCAAAAUGAAAAUAGCAAAUUCAUCGGCUCCGGAGGCUGAGCAGUAUGAUGAGAGAGAUUCAGAUCCGGAUGAAGUUGAUUGUGCUAGAAAUUUGAGAUACUCUUGCCAGAACGGCGAUACCAAAGAUUUCAAUGAAUUACCAUCUUCAUCGAAAUAUCAUUACGAGGAACAAUCUAACGUGGAUGGUUUGGAAGAUGCGAAACGAGUGUUAGGAUCGCGUAGAUUUUUCAUGGGAAAUUCAGUUCGUCCCUCUGAUAAUUGUAACGAAGAAUCGCCGUGUUAUUCACAGUCAUUCGACUGUCCUCGCAAACAUUCCCCGUCCGGUAAAUCCGGAAUAAAGAAGAAAGAAUCGAUGCGUAAAAAUCGACAAAGUAACAGCGUUGAGUACAGGUCGGAUUACGAAAAAGAAUGUGGUAAUUUACGAUCGACUAAUGCCCUCUCCUUAUCGCUCGAAGAUCCUCACAGUUCGACGGAGAGCGUGGAAGGAGAAAGAUCAAACGCAGCGCUUUACGAAUUGGCUGCUAGAUGCGAACGCACCAAUGGAAAAAAUGUUGAAAUUGAUAUUUCUCUGCCAUCCUCAUCAAACUCUUCGAACAUCGAACACAUGCCUGGAAAUUCGCAGGAUGAUACCAGCCCGUUGAAUCUUAAAAAACCGUUCAAACUGCCGAGUCUCGUUAAUUUACUCCAAGUGGCAAAAGCUCAGCAGCGGAUAGAUCUAGCAGAAAAUGCUUCGGCGUUGGCAGAAGGCUCUUCGGUCAACGAUCACGAAUUGGACGAUGGGACGACGGGUUUGGAAAUCGAGCCAGGAUUGUCUUAUAGCAGCGAGGGCAGCAACUCGGACACCGAAUCUCAAAGGGUCUCGAAACCUCAUCAAAAUCAAGUGAAAAUUAAAAACAAAGUUGUUCAUCGUCGCGAGCGUCAGGAGCCCGUUGAAUAUUACCAAUUAUGGAGAAGUACAGGUGGUCCGUCAGCUCCGGAACCACUUUACCAUACUUUGUACUCGAACCCUCCGCCUUUGCCGCCAAGAAUGACACACAAAAUAUUACAACGGCGGAACGCGGUGAUGGAUGGUUUACCGGAAUCGGCAACGCGUCAUCAACAAAAGCACUCGGCGCCGUGUCGGCCCGAAGAUUGUUUUGGUUUUGAAAUUGUCGACGUUGAUGAAACGGCAGCUUUAAAAGCGCGAACGGCUAUUACGAAAAGUAUUGCACUUUUAAGUUCGCCACGAACUCAUAAGCCACUGGUGAGACCAGAACCAGCUCUUAUAAAUCAAGGCGAAUGUCCGCCAACACCGACUCACCGUCCGAGGCCUCUGCCAGUUUGUCCUUCUUCGAACGCCUCUCUUACGUCCGAAGAACCGCUUCCACCAUCCUGGGAAGCAAGGAUCGAUAGUCACGGUCGAGUUUUUUACAUUGAUCAUGUGAAUCGUACAACGACUUGGCAACGACCGGGUUUGGCACCUCGUAACACUGGCUGCGAAAUGAGACGUCAGCAGCUUGAUCGAAGAUACCAGAGCGUACGUCGUACGAUAUCACGUUCGGACAAUAUAGAUCGAGAUACUCCGAGUGCGGUUAACACGAGCCAGCCGGAAAAUGGUGAAGGAACAAGCGAAAGAGUCGCUGCUCCUAGUAACGAAACUUGUGACAUUGCCAACAUCAGCCCCGUUUUGUUUUUAUCGAGGCCUGAUUUUUUCACCGUUCUUCAUACCAACAUGGAAGCACUUGAAUUUUACAAUCGUAAUCCGAGCUUGAAACACAUGAUUGGAAGAAUUCGACGAGAUCCCAUGGUUUUUCCGAGAUACGAGCACAAUCGAGAUUUGGUUGCUUUGGUCAACUUUUUUGCCGAUCCUACGAAGGAUCUCCCUCGGGGAUAUGAAUCCAAACUCGACCGUACUGGAAAGAAAUUUUUCAUCUGUCACGCUCGAAAAACGACGUCUUUCAUCGAUCCAAGAUUACCGACUGAGGCAACCCAUCCUCGGACUCAUCUCGACGAAGCUCCUGUGCCUCCACCGAGACCUCAACAAUCGGGUAUUACGACAACGACAGAAAUACCGAUUGCCUACAAUGACAAAGUUGUGGCUUUUCUGAGACAGCCAAAUAUAAUGGAUAUUUUGAAAGAGCGUCACGGAGCUCUGGGCCAAAACAUUGCACUCAGAGAAAAAGUCAACACGAUUAGGGUCGAGGGGUCUGCAGCAUUGCAACGUUUAGGCCACGAUGUACCUCUCGCACUCUUACUCAGUUUGUUCGAGCAGGAAAUAAUGUCGUACAUUCCGGGCAACAUUGGCAGAUCUCCUCUCGGGAGUCCUCACGCUUCACCCGGUUUGGCAAGAGCUUCGGCUCGAGCCCCGGCUCCUUACAGGAGAGAUUUCGAGGCGAAGCUUCGUACAUUUUACCGGAAACUCGAGAGUAAGGGUUUCGGUCAAGGACCUGGGAAAUUGAAAUUGCACAUAAGAAGAGAGCAUUUGUUGGAAGAUGCGUUUACUCGUAUAAUGGCGGCAUCGAAAAAGGAUCUUCAGAAGGGAAAGCUCGUCGUGAUAUUCGAUCACGAGGAGGGCUUGGAUUACGGUGGACCGUCACGUGAAUUUUUCUUUCACCUUUCUCGGGAAUUGUUCAAUCCUUAUUACGGUUUAUUCGAAUAUUCAGCAAACGACACUUAUACCGUGCAGGUGUCACCGAUGUCAGCAUUCGUCGACAACUAUCACGACUGGUUUAGAUUUUCCGGUCGUGUAUUGGGUCUCGCUUUGGUGCAUCAGUAUCUGCUGGACGCUUUUUUCACAAGACCAUUUUACAAAGCGUUGUUGAGAGUGCCGGCGAGUCUGAGUGAUUUGGAAAGUCUGGAUCAGGAAUUUCAUCAGAGUUUGAUGUGGAUAAAAGAGCGUGACAUAAGCAUCGAACCCUUGGAAUUGACUUUCUCCGUAACCGAAGAACUUUUGGGACGCGUUGCCGAACGCGAGCUCAAACCGGGAGGUCGAAACAUCACGGUUACGGAGAAAAAUAAAAAGGAAUAUAUCGAGCGCGUUGUACGAUGGCGUCUCGAACGCGGCGUUUCCGAACAGACCGAAUCCCUCGUACGUGGCUUCUACGAAGUCGUCGAGCCGCGUUUAGUCUCGGUUUUCGAUGCACGAGAAUUGGAAUUGGUUAUCGCCGGCGCAGCUGAGAUCGAUCUCAACGAUUGGAGGGCACACACUGAAUAUCGCAGUGGUUAUCACGACGGUCAUCCCGUUGUCGAGUGGUUCUGGAGCAGCAUCAGUCGUUUUACUAACGAGCAAAGAUUACGGCUUUUACAAUUUGUCACUGGCACUUCAAGCAUUCCUUACGAGGGCUUUGCCGCGCUUCGAGGAUCUACGGGCCCGAGAAAAUUCUGCAUCGAAAAAUGGGGUCGGCCUAAUAGUUUACCGAGAGCUCAUACGUGUUUCAACAGAUUGGAUUUGCCACCGUAUCCGACGCCUGAAAUUUUAUACGAGAAGCUCCUACUAGCGGUUGAGGAAACAAAUACCUUUGGGAUUGAGUAAGAUUAUCGUCGUUUAUAAUGAUCGUGGCUGGAUACACAAUAACUCCUCGGAAUGCUCCUCGGUUAACAGCCCAGGUUAACAGCUAGUCGAAUAAUGAUUACGUGUAGAUAUCAAGUUGUACAUAAUUAUUUUAUUUCGACGAUUAUUUCACCGUUGCGUUAUUAUGCGAGAGCAUGUUUUCAGAGUUACAAAAGAAGGAAAAAACUAAUAACUCUUGUUCGACGAAAGAAAACAAAUAUUUAUUUAUUUUUAAGUACAUCCAAGCCAAUAAUUAUUUUUAUCAGUGGGCAUUCUAAUAUCUUGACUACCGAUUUCAUCGUUUUUCGUAAAACAAAUUUCAUCCGAUGGAAUAUACGUUCAAUAAUCUCUAGGCGUUUUUCAUACUCAGAAGAUAAAUCAAUACAAAAUUUACACUUCAUCUUCACCAUGCAUUAUUCAUGCAGAAUAUUAAGUAUACGAAUACAAUUAAUUUUAUUAUAAAGUGUAUUAUGUUUCACGCAAGUGUACAACUUUUCGAAUGAAAGUUUAACUUUAUCGGAAUUGUGAAUCUUGAUAAGUUGAAGUGAUAUACUCUCGAAGCAUUUGCUCACCGUUUAUUCCUUCGAUUUCAAAGUUAUGGGAAUUCUGUCCAAAAAGUAGUAUACGAGUGAGCAACCGAUUGAUAUAAAUAUAUAUAUGUCAUUCUGAACUAGAAUUUUUCUCGUCUUUGACUGUCUAAAAAUACGGAGCUUUUUUUAAAAUCUAUACGCAGCCCGAAAGCCCAUCUCGGACUGAAUCUUUUGGCGAGGUCUCGUGCUAUGGCUAAAUUUUAUUUUCAAUACGUGAAAGUCGUCAUCGCUGAGGAUUUUAUCGACGAACUUUGCAAUGUUUUUAUGAGAAAUUUAUUGUUAUUUUUUCUCUUGUGAAGCUCCGAUUAGCGAACAAAAAAUAACUUGCUUCGAAGAUGGAAUAUUUAAAGAACUUUCAACAGAAAAUGCUCAUUCGCUGAUUAAUGUUAGACGCAUUUAUUCAGUCCGAUGUUCAAUAAUAAACGCACUCAAACUAUUUGAUAAAGUGAUGGAAGAUGCUCGAUUGUACGGAAAAUAGAAAACGAAAAGUUGUAAUUGGGUUUGAAAAAAUUGUUGAUUGGGAGGUCCAGGAAGUUUUGAAACCGUAUUUUUGGACAGUGGAAACUGGAAAAGGCUCUAUUAACACGGAUCCUAAUUUAUUUGUAUGGGAAGAUAAAGUUGGAUAGUGUCAAGUGUAAUUCGCGAUUGGCAUUGAAAAUGCAAACAAGCCCCCGUUUUACUCGGGGCAAUUGUUUAUAAUAUUAAAAUUCGUUUAUAAGAAAAAAAAUAAGCAAAUGUACAGUGUACGGGUCGAUAUUGAGUCGUAAAGUAAUUGGCAGAGAACGCUCGCUGAUUUGUAGCGGUUCGAGUGUCAUUUAUAAUUGAUUUAUUUCGAAGUAUUAUUGUAUCAAUGAUUCGUUUCGAAAUACUUUGUCAAUUGUUUCCGUCACACCAUCAAAGUUUCAUGGCUCGAGCAACGAUUUUCAAAAUAUUAUCAAAAUCAUUCUUUCAAAAUAGUAUUUCAUUGAGCGAAUUUAUGUGAAGGAUCGAUUUAUCUUCCGCACUGUCGUAUACACACGCCCAAAGUUAGUGCCGUGUUUGAGCCUUGAAUACGCGUCGUGGUAAAGUUCGAUAAAAUGAAAAUCUAGUUCGUACGAUAAUCAUUAUAAUUUCUUCACGCUCGUUUGCCUAUCACGGUUCAUUGAUAUUAUUGUAAUCGGCCACAAUUGUUUAAAACACAAAAGUAAUAAAGAAUAUGGCCCCGCGCCUACGCUUCACCUCAAAUAAUCCGUAAAACAGGCAAAAAUUAAUAAAAAUCGCGUUUCUAAGCUUCAUACAUUCGAUAGAAUCUAAUCGCGGAGAAUCGAACGUUUCACUGUUAUAAAAAAGCGCAUUUCGCGAUGCUCCAAACUGCCACGAUCGAGUACCCGUUCGUACGUCGAUAUUUCUAACAAGUUCCAUACAUUCGGACUUGUUUUUAUUGCUAGAAAAAGCACUUGUACGAGUAUAUACAUACGAAUAUAUACGCGAUAAUAAUAACGAUUCGAUUGACCGAAAUUUUCGACUCAUUGAUGAGAAUAUACGUAAGGAAAUAUAUCGAAAUGAAUAUCGAGCGUUCGUUUUCACCUUUCAUCACAGCCGAGCAAAAAAACUUGAAAAAAAAAGCAAAUCAACGCAUAAUACGUAAUGAAAUUACGAUAAUAAUAUUCCGCGUAAUCCAAAUGUCAACAGUUUUUCCAACAGACUUUUUUAGCUGAUGGAAAAGGUGAAAUAAUCAUGAUUAAUUAAAAUUCAUCACUUCGUGUAUGAUUUAACGAAAUUUUAUUAUUUAUCGCUGUUAAUAUACGAGCGCGUAGAAUUUUGUAUUGAAAAAUGAAUAACGCAGCAAAUUUAGCAGCGAACAUUCUCGAACGAGUCGGUAAUUUAUUUAGGAUAAUCUUCGAUAUUAAAGUAAAUGAAAAAAUGCAUUUGCAACGAAAUGAUCAUUCCACAUUUUGCGUACGAUUGAUCGGGCGAACGAGAAUCGUCGACGAUAUUUUCGAGCACAAUUCACUCAUUUUUUUACUAGUUUUAAUGAAUUUGUUUUUUAAUAUUGACACUCCGGUCGAUGAUUCGCGAUCGACAAUGAAAAUCAUCGUACAAUGAAUAACUCGAAAGUAGUUUAUCGAUCCAACAGAUAAGAGCAAAGCAGCGUGGAUUUUUUUUCGAAAUAAGCAGCCAACGAAAGUUUCACAAUAUUUGCGAUUCAGUCUUAAAAGCCUAGUCAUGUUUAGACAGUAGGACAAAUUUCAGUCUGUAGAAAUCCAGGAAUAUAUUAUUGCUCGCAAAGGAAGAAACGUUCGAGUAGAUUAUUCGUAAAUCUGCUCAAAAUAUUAUCAUUAUAGUAUACACGAUUGUUGAAAAAAAAUGUUCAAUUAUUUAUUCCAAAUACCAUAUUGUUGCAAUGAAUAAAUGCAUUUUUGUUACAUAGAA
This is a messenger RNA of Venturia canescens, 7002 nucleotides long. RefSeq names its product Hecw ubiquitin protein ligase (gene Hecw). The record is from RefSeq and is a predicted model, not a curated record. NCBI's taxonomy places the organism in Eukaryota, Metazoa, Arthropoda, Insecta, Hymenoptera, Ichneumonidae. Bases 224 to 3982 code for a protein of 1252 amino acids. Gene Ontology annotation, biological process: regulation of dendrite morphogenesis; protein polyubiquitination. The transcript has 9 exons. Gene Ontology annotation, cellular component: cytoplasm. Gene Ontology annotation, molecular function: protein binding; ubiquitin protein ligase activity.